Molecule: messenger RNA, 270 nt
Organism: Entrophospora sp. SA101
Lineage: Eukaryota; Fungi; Glomeromycota; Glomeromycetes; Entrophosporales; Entrophosporaceae
Source: the annotation of a GenBank genome assembly
AUGACUUUUGCUUCUUCCUCUGGUGACGAAGUCUCUUAUGUGAAAUCUCGAGCACCUCGUGGACCCACCAGUGAACGAGGAUUUAUCGGCAGAGAAGCUAUACGAGAACGAUAUCUUGCUGAAAAGGCAUCAAAAGAAUUAAAUACUUCAUCGAAUAAUCAUAAUAAUCACCAUAUUAAUAACUAUAAUCCGCAAAUCGAUGAAGAACAUAAUGGUUCAAAAAAUGGAUUGGGAGAUUUCGAAUAUCAUCAAAAAGGAUUUGAUCUUCAA